AUGAUUACGGAUAGCGACCCAGUGUUGGCUCGUAUUGCGCGUACUUUUGAUAACUUAAAGAACACAGUUAAAAACAAACAUUCAUGUGAACGACUUCAAAAUUUGAAGAAAGACAUCCAAUACUUGCAAAGCGAACUCAAUAUCUUGGGCAAAGAAAAUCAGGAUAUGUUCAUUAGAUCCUUAGCGAUGGAGGGCUACCUAGCAUUAUUAACUGCAAAAACGAUGCCGAUAUCGUUAAUAGAGAAGCGGAACAUAUUACAAACUGUCUUCGACAAAAUUAAACCGUAUGCAUUUCGGGAGGAGUGUCUUUUUGUACUGCUCAGAAUCCAAAAUCUACUGUGUUAUUAUCUCAUACAGUUGGAUCAAACGUCUUCCGCGAGAGACAUCCUGGAAGGCAUAGAAGAGCUGUACGAAAAAAUUAACGACUCUAAACCCGAUAAGUUUUUGGAUGCCGAAGAUCUAUUCUCCAUUGAAGAUAUAAACACCGUUAGACGGAUAAGCCCCGAGAAAAUCGACAAAGUUAUAACUAAUAAUAUUCAAAUGCAAGCAUUUCUAUACAAUAAACUUAAUUUGCCCGACAAGUACACGCUUUACAACCAUACGGCACUUCGACGGCAAUUGGAAAUGAAAGAGGGCACUCCUCAAGAUUGGGCCCUUAGAGCUGCUAGGCUUGGAAAUUUUUUCACCUACCUAAAUCAACUAGGCCACGCCAGACACCAUUUAUGCGCCGCCUAUCAUGUUCUACGUACUUGCCAUGAUAACUGUAAAUUGAUGCCAGAAGAAUUUGUUCUCCAAAAAGCAGACUUUGAAAUUCACUUUCUUGAAUUGAGUCACCAUUGGGUUAAAUAUGGUUUGGCACUGUUUAAGUUGUCGCGAAAGAAUAUCUUAAACAAAUUCUUUACGCAACCGUCGUCUAAAGCUGAUCUUUGGAAAUCCAUGAAUAUUUUCGAUGAGCACGACGAAACGAAAGUUCCCGAUGAAAAUCUUAAGGACUUGGGGGCAGAGAAAAAUGGCAAUGGAGAUUGUUCCUCUGACAAUGUUUUUAAUUUUCCGUCUUUGGAGCUAAAAGAUACUGAGUGCAGAGUUCCGUUAGAAACGAUUAAAACACCUGAAGACGCGCGAAAACUUUUUGCAUUCACCCAUAAGUGGUUAAUGAGAGCCAAACAUUAUUACGACUUCGAGCAACAUUCUGCUCAAUACAUAUCGUGUUCUCUUCAGCUGGCUGAACUUUAUGAGCAUCUCGCAUUCUUUGAGAGAAACAUCGACAACCAGUACAGUAUUCAAAAAAGGAGGUCUGACGUUUUGGAGGCUUUAAAUUCUUUAUUAAAAACUUGUGACAAUGCAAUGUCAGUUCAAAUUGACGUGAUCAGAGAAUUAUCACAAGUACAAUUAGAAUUAAUGGCCUUGAACCUGCAGAAGCUCUGGCGUGAGGAGUCUCAAACGAACAUCAUAAAUUUGAAUACAGAUGCCGACUCGAUUAUCAAUUCUUUAGAUUCGGAUUCAAAUAAAACGCUGACUGAGAGAACGCUGAAUACCAGUUGCAAAAAUGUCUUUUUACGGAAAAUGGAAGCUGCUACUUCUCUUAACGGUCGUCUGUUUAGAUUGAGCGGUCAACUUAACGUGAACACCCCCUCUGAAUUGAGCCUCGCAAUGGAUCUGAGAAAUUAA
Molecule: messenger RNA, 1668 nt
Organism: Leptosia nina
Lineage: Eukaryota; Metazoa; Arthropoda; Insecta; Lepidoptera; Pieridae
Source: the annotation of a GenBank genome assembly